Anoplopoma fimbria (sablefish) is the source of this 3570-nucleotide messenger RNA. RefSeq names its product Enah/Vasp-like a (gene evla). Bases 1 to 2145 code for a protein of 714 amino acids. Lineage: Eukaryota; Metazoa; Chordata; Actinopteri; Perciformes; Anoplopomatidae. The transcript is spliced from 14 exons. Gene Ontology annotation, biological process: protein homotetramerization; actin polymerization or depolymerization; positive regulation of actin filament polymerization. Gene Ontology annotation, cellular component: cytoskeleton. The record is from RefSeq and is a predicted model, not a curated record. Gene Ontology annotation, molecular function: SH3 domain binding; profilin binding; actin binding.
AUGGACAUACAUCGACUCCAAGUGCUCCGUUACUGCCUCCCUCAGAGUGUCAGUGACUCAGGGUUGUUUUACAGCCACAUCGCCGCCAGUGAACAGAGUAUCUGCCAGGCGCGGGCCUCUGUGAUGGUCUACGACGAUGCCAGUAAGAAGUGGGUGCCCAUCAAGCCUGGGCAGCAGGGCUUCAGCCGCAUCAACAUCUACCACAACACUGCCAACAACACCUUCAGAGUGGUGGGCGUCAAACUGCAGGACCAGCAGGUGGUGAUCAACUACUCCAUAGUGAAGGGACUGAAAUACAAUCAGGCCACCCCGACCUUCCAUCAGUGGCGUGACGCCCGCCAGGUUUAUGGGCUGAACUUUGCCAGUAAGGAGGAGGCCACCACCUUCUCCAACGCCAUGCUGUUCGCCCUCAACGUCCUCAGCUCACCGGACAGUGGAGGUCCAGUUGUCCAGCGCCAAAAUGGGCCCUCCUCAGAGGAAAGCGAGGCACAGAGGAGGAUGAUGGAGCAACAUCAGAUGCAGGCGCACAAGGAGAGGGAGCGACGAACGUCAGGAUCAGUCGUUUCCACCCUCCAAUAUAAAGUGUCCACUCCUCCCACCCACCCAGACACCCCUCCUGAGUACAGACAGUACAGAGCUAGCACACUGCCACCCUCCUACGUCCGUGUGGCCUCCUCCUCUCCUCCCUCCUCCGCCUCCUCCUCUCCCUCUCAGGAGAAAGAGGUGGGGGCUGCGAGGGACAGAGCCCAGCUCUCCUCCCAGCUCUCCACCUCGCUCGCCUCAGCGUUUUCCCCCGUCCAGGCGGGAGUGACCACCCUGGGCCGACAGGUCCGCCAGAUCCCCCUAUCUCCUCCCUCAGCAGCCCGCCACCUCCACCAUCAACAACAACUGCAGCAACAAGACAUCUCGCUCCCCCCAAAACACGGCACCUGGUCCGCCUCCCAUUUGCAGCAAAUGUACGCCCAAAUGCCCCCUUCUGCUUCCCCUCCAGUCAUGAUGGCCAUGCCUGCGAGGCAGGGUUUGCCCCAACAGCCCACCAUCCCCUUGGCUCACCCCCUCCCACCCCUGAGCACUAGGAUGAAGCCCCCACCUCUUGACCCAAAUGUGGUGACGGGCCAUCACCAGUAUCCCCAGCACCAGCCCCAUCCUCACUCCAACGGCCAGCCAGACGGCCCCUACUCUCCUCACUCUCAGCACCUGCCACUCACCCCGCAGUACUGCGAGGCCGUCCCCCUGCCUCCCCUAAUAGGUCAGACAGCCCCAGGCCCCGCCCACAGCCACCAGCCCCAGUACCCAUCCACCUUCCACCCUCAGCAGCAACUGCAUCCGCAACAACAACAACAUCAGCAACAGGUGUACCACCAGCAGGCCCAGCCCCCCACCACCACUUCCUCCUCCUCACCCCCCUCUUACACUGCCAUGUCUGACGGGGGUUCGCCUAAGAAGACCCCCUCCCCCGUCCCCCAGCAGGCCCCCAUGGUCAGCAGCAGCCCCCCUGUCUCUGUAGGUCACCCAUCCAUGCUUUCUGUGGCGCCUCCUCCAGCUGCAGUUCCAGCACCCAUGGCUGGUCCUCCAGCCCCCCCACCGCCACCGGGUCCACCACCCCCAAUGGCGGUGCCCCCACCCAUGCCCCCUCCACUACCCACUGGUGGAGGGCCUCCUGGGGGCCCGCCCGGUGCCCAGCACCAACCCUCAGGACUGGCUGCAGCACUGGCUGGAGCCAAGCUACGUAAAGUACAAAGGGAUGAGAGCAGUCCACCCGGGUCUAGUGGCAAAAGUGACUCCAACCGGUCUAGUGGCGGCAGUGGAGGUGGUGGAGAGGGACUAAUGCAGGAGAUGAAUGCCUUACUAGCUCGCAGACGGAAAGCUUCAGAGAAACCCGAUGAAGACGACUCUAGUGGUAGAGGGCCAGGUCAGCAGAACUCAACAGACGCUGUGAAGAAGCCAUGGGAACGAUCCAACUCUGCAGACAAGUCGUCGCUGGUGUCCAGAGUGAGACCCAUCGGCAGCACUAGUGAAUCAGACACAGAAUUUGACAGAAUGAAACAGGAAAUUUUGGAUGAAGUUGUACGUGAGUUGCAUAAAGUGAAAGAUGAAAUCAUAAAUGCCAUCAGACAAGAAAUCGGCAGAAUCAGUACAUCCUAAUCUCAUCUGAGCAACAGUAGGAGGAGAGCAAGAGGAGGAUGGACAUGCAGAUGCACAGACACGAGGACCAGGGGAAUGUUCUCUCAAUGUUUCUGUGACCUCACGAUGCCAUGAUGCAAGUUGCAGAGAUGUUGUGCCAACAUUUGAGUCUGCUGGACAGCGAAAAAUGGAAGAGAGAAGCCGAGAGAAGGGGUGAAUGAGACAAGGGAGCAGAAUGAGAAAACAGAAGGAUGCAUAAAGAAAGAUUAAAGGACUGACAAACUCAAACAGAGGAAGAAAAAUAUACUUCAAGACAAAUUGAGGGACGGACAGACAUUCGUGCUGAGUUUGGUGUUGUGGUCCUCUCUGUGCACCUAUAGACUCAGUCAGCCCAGUGUUGCAGCUCUUUGUUCUCUGUUCAGUCCAAGUCUUAAGAAGAAAAUAUUUUUGUUUUCUAAGUUUUUACUGUUUUAUUAUUUAAAAACUGUGGUGAUAAUGAUGAUGCUGUUGAUGACAAUGAGUAUUUUAUUGAUAUUAUAGAAGGAGAAAGGAAUCUUGCACACCAUUUAUGUCAGCCUUUUAUAUUUCUAUUAUUAUUUUUUUGUUUAGUUCAUCCCUAACUAUUUCAUAUUAACAAGCACAAGAGGGCAACAUGGUGAUGCAGACUCACCUGCCCUCGACUGGUAUAUUUUAAAAAACAUAACAAAAAAAAAAGGCUUUUUAUGACCUUGUUCAUACUGGUGUUGUGUAUCUAACCUGUCUUCUCCAGGGAUGUUGUAAAACAUCUUGCUGUUUUAACCACAAUUAUCUACCUAAUAUACCUCUUUCCUCCAAAUCCGAGGCUAAAAGCAUCGCAAAUGAGCAAUUGAUUUUCGGCAAUUGAUCUGAUAACACACAAUAACAGUCUGCUCUAUACAACUCCAGUGUGACCGAGGUUCAAGUUUCUCUCUACCUGUUCAGAUGUGCGAGAUCAUUGAAACUUGGGGAUUAUUCACAAAACAGGCCGAUAACUGUAAAUGUGCCACCUGGUUUUACCUAGAUAUAAAACAAUGUAGUACUAUGUCCUAUACUUUGUGAACCUCCCAAGUAUGCAUGAAACCCCCAUCUCUAUGAACUAGUUUUUUAUUUGAUUUUGAAAAAAAAAAAAGGAUAAAAUACAAACGGUGGUACAUUUAUUAAUGUGGUUUGUUUCAUGAAGAUUCCCUUUUCUAUAUAUGAGAUGUUGAACUUGAUAAUGGUAGCAAUGUGAAAAAAUAAAGGUGGGUUGCUAUGGCAAUAUGCAAAUCUUACCUAGAUAAGAAUGUGCAGAAAGUGAAUGGUAGGCCUAUGUGAUGGUAGCUAAAUGUGUCUUUGCAGGAAGGAUUUGGUUGAAUAUUGGUUGUUGCAUUAUAUCCACUCUGUCCGCUCUCAACUACGUUCUAAUUUAAAAGCUGGAAGUAAAUUCAU